Molecule: messenger RNA, 2130 nt
Organism: Mesoplodon densirostris (Blainville's beaked whale)
Lineage: Eukaryota; Metazoa; Chordata; Mammalia; Artiodactyla; Ziphiidae
Gene: STXBP4
Product: syntaxin binding protein 4
Exons: 18
Coding region: 235-1911 (558 amino acids)
Biological process (GO): insulin receptor signaling pathway; regulation of insulin secretion involved in cellular response to glucose stimulus
Cellular component (GO): cytoplasmic vesicle
Molecular function (GO): syntaxin binding
Source: RefSeq, a predicted model, not a curated record
AGCCUGCCGCUGCCUUGGCUACGGGGCUCCUCAGGUGGCGGCGUCUGUAGUGGGGCUACGGAGGCCGGGUUGCCGGGAAAAUAUUUGAGAAGCUCAUGGAGUAAUAUGAGUCAGAGUAAUAUAGGAUCUGCAGGAAGUCCCUCAAGAUAGUUGGAAAAGAAGAAUUUAUAGACUCUUCAUCAAGAUCUUCAUUUAUACAGCUGUUAGAUCCAAGGCUACAGUAGUGGUGAAACCAUGAAUAAAAAUACAUCUGCCGUAGUAUCAUCCUGUCUACUUGAAAAGGAUCCUGCCUUUCAGAUGAUUACAGUUACCAAGGAGACAGGCCUUGGUCUGAAGAUCCUAGGAGGAAUUAACCGGAAUGAAGGUCCCUUGGUAUAUAUUCAGGAAAUCAUUCCUGGAGGAGACUGUUAUAAGGAUGGACGUUUGAAGCCAGGAGAUCAACUUGUCUCAAUAAACAAGGAGUCUAUGAUUGGUGUAUCAUUUGAAGAAGCAAAAAGCAUAAUUACCAGAGCCAAGUUGAGGUCAGAAUCUGCUUGGGAGAUAGCAUUCAUAAGACAGAAAUCUCACAGCAGUCAUUUAGAAAAUCCAUCGUGUUCAUCCCUUUUACAAGCUACAGAAGAAUAUGGACCUCAAGCCUCAAAAUUUAGUCUUCUUUCUUCUCCCCCUGAAAUACUAAUUCCAAAGACCUCAUCCACUCCCAAAUCUACAGAUGCCAUUUUAUCUUCUUUUAAGAUAAAUCAGAUAAAAACUGGAUACAAGAAAACAGAACAGAUUCCAAUUACUUCUUCAGACAACAGCCCUACAGAUAUGCCUAAUACAGAUAUUGCCCCUGCCUUGACUGAUAAUUAUGGACCACAAGGAAAGAAGGUUUCCCUAAAUCCCUCUGUUCGCCUUAAAGUAGAGAAACUGGAAAUGGCUCUAAAUUAUCUUGGUAUUCAGCCCACAAAGGAACAACACCAAGCCCUGAGACAGCAAGUGCAAGUAGACCCAAAGGGGACAGUGUCUUUUGGAGAUUUUGUCCAGGUUGCCAGAAACUUGUUUUGCUUGCAUUUGGGUGAAGCAAAUGUUGGUGCACAUGAAAUUUCCAACAUAUUAGACUCACAGCUUCUUCCCUGUGAUUCCUUAGAAACAGAUGAAAUGGAGAGGCUUAAACAUGAAAGAAAUGAUGCCUUGGAAGAAGUGAAUACACUUAAGGAAAAAUUAUUUCAAUCGGAAAGGCAAAGGAAACAAUUGACAGAAGAACUCCAGAAUGUGAAACAAGAAGCCAAAGCUGUGGUCGAAGAAACAAGAGCCCUGCGAAGUCGGCUUCAUCUUGCCGAAGCUGCACAGAGACAGGCACAUGGAAUGGAAAUGGAUUAUGAAGAAGUGAUCCGUCUGUUAGAGGCCGAGAUUACAGAGCUGAAAGCUCAGCUUGCUGAUUAUUCUGACCAAAAUAAAGAAAGUGUUCAGGAGUUAAGAAAGCGAAUCACAGUACUUGACUGCCAAUUACGAAAAUCAGAAAUGGCUCGAAAAACUUUUGAGGCAUCCACUGAAAAGCUUCUUCAUUUUGUAGAGGCUAUUCAAGAAGUGUUUUGUGAUAAUUCUCUUCCUUUGUCAAAUUUAAGUGAAAGAAGAGCUAUGUUAGCUUCCCAGACGUCCCUCAUGCCACUGGGAAGGAGUGGACGUAACACCCCAGCAACGCUGGCACUUGAAUCGAAGGAACUUGUUAAAUCUGUCCGUGCCAUACUUGAUAUGGAUUGUCUACCUUACGGGUGGGAGGAAGCUUACACAGCAGAUGGAAUCAAGUACUUCAUCAAUCACGUAACACAGACUACAUCCUGGAUGCAUCCCGUGAUGAGCGCACUGACCCUGUCCUGCUCAGAGGAGAAUGAAGAGGAUUGCUCCAGAGAACUUCCUGACCAGAAGAAUUGAUGGUUUUCUGUGGGAAGCUGCGGUCCAUGGUCUUCUGGCAUCUCCGUCGACGUGGAGGGCUCUGAGAUGCGACAUCUAAAAUAGGAGGAAAACACACACUACUUAGUGAAGUUGUGAAAUGGAGACUGGAUUUAAGCUAUUUUUGUAAAACUUUUUGAUAUAACUGUAUACAUUUACAAAAUUAAUUGCCACUACAGUAGUUCUUUAGGAAUAAUCUAG